AUGGCCGAAGUCGGCGAGGACAGCGGCGCCCGCGCCCUGCUCGCGCUGCGCUCGGCGCCCUGCAGCCCCGUGCUGUGCGCCGCAGCCGCCGCCGCCGCCUUCCCCGCGGCCGCGCCCCCGCCGGCCCCAGCGCAGCCCCAGCCUCCGCCUGGGCCGCCGCUGCCGCCGCCGCCGCCGCUGCCUCCCGGCGCGAUCGCGGGCGCGGGCUCCUCCGGGGGCUCCUCCGGGGGCUCCUCCGGGGUAUCCGGAGACUCCGGGGGCGCGGGCGCGGCGCCGGCCCUGGUGGCCGCGGCGGCCGCCUCGGUGCGGCAGAGCCCGGGGCCGGCGCUGGCGCGGCUGGAGGGCCGCGAGUUCGAGUUCCUCAUGCGCCAGCCCAGCGUCACCAUCGGCCGCAACUCGUCGCAGGGCUCGGUGGACUUGAACAUGGGCCUGUCCAGCUUCAUCUCGCGGCGCCACCUGCAGCUCAGCUUCCAGGAGCCGCACUUCUACCUGCGCUGCCUCGGCAAGAACGGCGUCUUCGUGGACGGGGCCUUCCAGCGGCGCGGCGCGCCCGCCUUGCAGCUGCCCAAGCAGUGUACCUUCCGGUUUCCCAGCACAGCCAUCAAGAUCCAGUUCACGUCGCUCUACCACAAAGAAGAGGCCCCGGCCUCCCCGCUCCGGCCGCUGUACCCACAGAUCUCCCCUCUGAAGAUCCACAUCCCGGAGCCGGACCUCCGGAGCAUGGUCAGCCCCGUCCCCUCCCCGACUGGCACCAUCAGCGUCCCCAACUCCUGCCCAGCCAGUCCACGUGGUGCCGGCUCCUCCAGUUACCGCUUUGUUCAGAACGUGACCUCAGACCUGCAGCUGGCAGCAGAGUUUGCAGCAAAGGCCGCGUCGGAGCAGCAGGCAGACACGUCCGGAGGAGACAGCCCCAAGGACGAGUCAAAGCCGCCGUUCUCCUACGCGCAGCUGAUCGUGCAGGCCAUCUCCUCCGCCCAGGACCGGCAGCUGACCCUGAGCGGGAUCUACGCCCACAUCACCAAGCAUUACCCCUACUACCGGACGGCCGACAAAGGCUGGCAGAAUUCUAUCCGACACAACCUCUCUUUGAACCGUUACUUUAUUAAAGUCCCACGUUCCCAGGAGGAGCCUGGGAAGGGGUCUUUUUGGCGAAUAGACCCCGCCUCUGAAGCCAAGCUCGUGGAACAGGCAUUCCGGAAACGGAGGCAGAGGGGCGUCUCCUGCUUCCGCACCCCCUUCGGGCCUCUGUCCUCAAGGAGCGCUCCAGCUUCGCCCACACACCCCGGACUGAUGUCCCCUCGCUCCAGCGGCCUGCAGACCCCAGAGUGCCUGUCUCGGGAGGGCUCCCCCAUUCCACACGACCCUGAGUUUGGGUCCAAGUUAGCUUCUGUCCCAGAGUACCGGUAUUCCCAAAGCGCACCCGGCUCCCCCGUCAGUGCCCAGCCAGUGAUCAUGGCCGUGCCUCCCCGACCGUCCAGCCUCGUGGCCAAGCCCGUGGCCUACAUGCCCGCCUCCAUCGUAACCUCACAGCAGCCCGCGGGCCACGCUAUCCACGUUGUGCAGCAGGCCCCCACCGUCACCAUGGUCAGGGUGGUCACCACGUCCGCCAACUCGGCCAACGGAUACAUCCUCACCAGCCAGGGCUCGGCGGGGGGCUCCCAUGAUGCGGCGGGCGCAGCCGUGCUGGACCUGGGCAGCGAGGCCAGAGGCCUAGAGGAGAAACCCACCAUUGCGUUUGCCACAAUCCCCGCGGCCGGUGGAGUCAUCCAGACAGUGGCCAGCCAGAUGGCCCCCGGGGUCCCUGGACACACAGUCACUAUCCUGCAGCCCGCCACACCUGUGACCCUCGGGCAGCACCACCUUCCAGUCCGGGCCGUCACUCAGAAUGGAAAGCAUGCGGUUCCCACGAACAGUUUAGCUGGCAGCGCUUACGCCCUCACCAGCCCUCUGCAGCUCCUUGCGACCCAAGCGAGUUCGUCCGCGCCAGUGGUGGUCACCCGGGUGUGCGAGGUGGGGCCCAAGGAGCCAGCAGCAGCCGUCGCGGCCACGGCCACCACCACCCCAGCCACUGCCACCACCGCCUCUGCCUCUGCCUCUUCCACUGGAGAGCCUGAGGUCAAAAGGUCCCGGGUGGAGGAGCCCAGUGGGGCUGCAACCACACCGGCUGGAGUGAUCGCCGCCGCUGGCCCCCAGGGGCCAGGCACCGGGGAGUGAGGUCCCCUGCAAUGUGGGGGAGUGGGACUUACCCAGCGGCGACCCCGAAGCUGGACACGGCAGCUCAGGCGGCCGCACCCACAGACGGAGGAGAACAGCCCAUGGCGGCCCGCGGGCAUCAGCAGCACCUGGACACACCCAGCCCUUUCCAUUUUAUCGCCUGCCCUCCCGUGGUUUAAAACAAAAACACAUAAACAAGUUCAGACAACUGA
Macaca mulatta (Rhesus monkey) is the source of this 2426-nucleotide messenger RNA. RefSeq names its product forkhead box K1 (gene FOXK1). The record is from RefSeq and is a predicted model, not a curated record. NCBI's taxonomy places the organism in Eukaryota, Metazoa, Chordata, Mammalia, Primates, Cercopithecidae. Gene Ontology annotation, biological process: regulation of transcription by RNA polymerase II. Gene Ontology annotation, molecular function: protein binding; DNA-binding transcription factor activity, RNA polymerase II-specific; RNA polymerase II cis-regulatory region sequence-specific DNA binding.